UCAAUGUACAACUUGAAAAGGGAAGCCAUCCCAGCCACGGAUUCCCGUUUCGCGAAUGGCAUAUGCCCGCGGCAUUUAUAUUCAUUCUCCUUUUAGUUUUUUCGCCUUCUAACUGUUUUGCUCCGCGCAUCCUUCAUCGUUUUCUCUCACUCAUCCAAAUUUAUCUUUGAAAUCAAAGAUUCUUUUGUUAUAUUCUGGAAAAUUCAGGCGGCUGUAAAUAGUUUAGGCUGUAGAUUUAUUUUUUUUUCUUCUUCUUUUUCUGUUUUGCUGUACAGAAAAAUAAACAAUCGCUAUGUCUGGAGGAGGAGCAGGAGCAGUUGAGACCGUCGAUCUCGAGCUCACCAACGAUCUAGCGAUCCGAGAUGAGACUAACGUGGAGGAGGUUAGCCAAGGGGGCAAUGACGCCAACAGUCACAGCUUUUGCGCUAUAUGUUUAAAUAAGAUAGUGUUGCAAGAUAUUGCACUCGUAAAAGGUUGCGAGCAUUCAUACUGCAUAAAUUGCAUCCUACGGUGGGCAUCUUGCAAGAAAAACCCAACUUGCCCUCAGUGUAAAUGCCCGUUUGAGUUCCUUAACAUCCACCGUGGUCUAGAUGGAAGAAUCCAUGACUACAUGUUCGAGGAGAGCGUCUGUCUUCUCCUAAGGGCUUCAUGGUUUAAACCUGUAGUUGAACUGGAGCAAGAAGAGACCGCAGCUGCAGCUGCCGCCGCUUCCUCUGCCAUGGAUGACAUGGAGGACUAUUACUAUGACCUCUACGAGGAUGAACUUGAUAGCAAUGUCGGUGAUAUAUACCUCCUCCGUAGAUCCCCAGGUCUCCGCAUUGGGAAUCGGAGGUGGGGCGACAACGGCUAUGUCCGAGCAGGACGGCAAGAAGCAAGGCCUGUCGUUCGUUCCACCUCUCCUGACCCAACCUCUGCCGGCUCCUCCCAACCGAAUAAACAGACCACUUCUAAAGAAGUUGUCGGCCGCCGUGCAAAGAGGGCUUUGAAGCGGGAAGCUGCCGACAAGGCAGCGGCGGCCAAGCAUCAGCAGCAUCUUGCCAGGUUUGGCCGGAAGUAGUAGUAGGUCUGUCGUAAGACACUCUGAACUAAAGGCAAAAGCGCCAUUUGUCUCUGUACAGUAUUUUCUUUAGUAGAUUAAAUAAGGUGCUUUAGACCAAAGCAGAUAAUGGGUUGACCGACAAUUAGUUUGUCAUUGUGUGCUGUAGAUUUUCUUUGCAUACAAAUUCUAUCUCCAUUCUUUUAACCACAUUUCUUAUUUUGUGUUU
This is a messenger RNA of Andrographis paniculata, 1265 nucleotides long. RefSeq lists its product as uncharacterized. The record is from RefSeq and is a predicted model, not a curated record. The transcript is spliced from 4 exons. Bases 293 to 1057 code for a protein of 254 amino acids. NCBI's taxonomy places the organism in Eukaryota, Viridiplantae, Streptophyta, Magnoliopsida, Lamiales, Acanthaceae.